This is a messenger RNA of Micropterus dolomieu (smallmouth bass), 2436 nucleotides long. RefSeq lists its product as uncharacterized. Lineage: Eukaryota; Metazoa; Chordata; Actinopteri; Centrarchiformes; Centrarchidae. The transcript is spliced from 2 exons. The record is from RefSeq and is a predicted model, not a curated record. The coding region runs from base 752 to 1072 and encodes 106 amino acids.
GGGGGACCAGAACAGAGCAGAAGCCAGAUGCCAAAACAGAAACAACAGAAGUUUGAGCAGCUGACUGGAUUAGACAGGAGGGGAGAGCUGACCUGCCACUUCACAAGCGCCUGCGGGACCUACCCAAAUCAAACCACCUCUCUACAAGGGGAUUAAACGAAACCAAAAACCAAAGGGCAAGAGGGCAAGAGAAGACUUCUGAAGAUAACAAGCAAGAAAAGUGUUGCCAAGCAGCACGAACAAACUUGUCUGAAGUGCGGCCUGCAUCAAGAUCAGAAUCAUCACAAAUGGGGGCGAUUUCAAACAAAACACAUGAACUUUUGGUCUUGUUUUAAAAAAAUGCUUUGGUUUUGUAAUCACCUCAUAGGACACUUUAAGGAACGAGCCACAGAUGAAGUCACCCUCUGUGCUUCCUGUGUUUCUGUUUAAAAUAAACCACUCAAGCCUGAGCACAUACACAAGCCUCACAGGUAGAUAGUGCUGUGUUUCAAAGAUCUAAACUUUGAUCAUUAUCAAAUAGAAAACAGUUCAGAUUCAAUUUGAGGGUAAAGCUGGGAACCGGAUUACGGGAAAAAAGGACUUUCUCAAAUCUCAAAUCAACACCAUAUCUUAAUUGUUUUGGUGUCUAUAGCAGCCUGUUAUGCACAUUUACUGACUUGAAAUCUUCACAGCCCUCUAAAGGAUUUAUUAAAACUUUACAACUGCCAAACAGACUCAAUUAUAAGGAGCCACAGCUCCGUAUCCAGAAGCCAUGGAUGGGAAAACAGAAAGCAUACAGGAUUUUUUCUACCAACUUUGGAGCUUUGCUACUGAAAAACACAACCAGGGGGCCUACAACACAGUCUGCCUGGUGGUCCUCCUGACGCUUCCCCUGCUGGUCCUCCUCACUACGUUGGUGGCGUGCUGCCACUGCUGCUGCUGUCGCCAUGCCAACAGCUGCUGUUGCUGCUGCUGCUGCGGAGACACCAUGGCAACCGCAAGGUCAGAAACAAAGAAGAAAAAGGUUUCGGCCAAUACAGAAGACUUGUGGAUCUCCGUCAAGACUGACAGGGUCGCCCUUGCAAUGGAGUAGGCCGGGUGGAGCUGAUGGAGCGUAAAACUCAAACUAGCGUAGACUCAAAGGAGGCUGAAGACAUUGUUCAAAGGACUUCACAUUGUAAUGGGCACAAAUGUGGUUGAACUGUGUAAACGGUGUACAGAUUCUUGUCAUUUUGUAUUUGUAUAAUGUUGUAUGUGGAUGAUGUUUACAGCAUUUUGUAUGAGCUAUUUAGUGCGUGGUACGUAAAGGAAGAAAAAUGCUUGACAGAGGUAUAUACAUAGGUAUUGUGUGUGUGUGUGUGUGUGUGUGUGAGUGGAUUAGACAGAUGGUGUGUGUGGUGUGAGGACUUUAACCUGAAUGCACACCAACCAAUGUGAACUCGAGUCACUGUGGGGACAAAAAUUGGGUAGAGACUUAGUUUUAGGGUUCAGGUUACAAUCAGGUUAAGGCUAGGGUAAGGGUUUAGGGAAUGCAUUAUGUCAAUGAACACAUGUCCCCACAGAGAUAGAGGAACAAACAUGUGUGUGUAAGUGGGUUAGAGAGAAGGUGUAUGUGUGUGUGUGUGUGUGUGUGUGUGUGUGUGUGUGUGUUAAUGUGUGUGAGUGGGUUAGAGAGAAGUACAGUGUUAUUGAGAGCACUUUGUUCUUAGAGCUCCCAUGUGAAAUUCAUUGUGUCCGCAUUUGGGAGAGAGAGCCAAUUUAAGUUCUGCCCAGUGUUCAGACGGCUGUAAUACUGCCCACUUUUCCAAUUCAGGCUGCAAUAUAGGCUGAUGAUUGAAAGCCACUGACUCUCAAAAAGUUUAACUCACAGGAUGCAGAAAGAAAACUGUAACUCUUUCAUUUAGAUUAUAUUAAAUCUAAUAGAGUGUAGGCCACAGAGAAAGAGACACUUCUCCUAGUUGCUGUUCUCAGCUCAAAUGAGCCUUAAAGCCACAAUUCAUAAUCCAGGUGUAUUGAAAACCAGCAAAAAGUUAAAAAUUACACCUGUUGGUUAACAAACCUUUUAAUGCACUGAUUAACACUAGACAAAAACCAUACUGAAGUCAGCAAUGUUUUCCUGGAUUUCAGUGAAACAUAAAAGUAAAAAUUCUUCACAGAAAAGACUCCAAACUGCUUUGAAAUUUAAGAGCGCUCCAGAGGUCUUGGUUGAGAGCAGAUCCUAGAUGGCUGCAGUACAGAAACAGAGGUGAGCACACAACGUCUGAGGCAUGUUUUUGAGUGAUUAUACACAAUAUGAUGAGCCCACUAGCAGAAGCAAUUCAAGGUAGGAUCGUUCUAGGCUGUUAUUUGCUUUUGAUUUGAACAUUUUAUAGGAUGUUGCACCACUUUCUUCCUUCACCCCUUUCUUGCAUUUAUCAGGGGUGCAAACAACACAAAUUAAAGCUGCAAGCAGUAGAA